Molecule: messenger RNA, 1974 nt
Organism: Colletotrichum truncatum
Lineage: Eukaryota; Fungi; Ascomycota; Sordariomycetes; Glomerellales; Glomerellaceae
Product: HET domain-containing protein
Source: RefSeq, a predicted model, not a curated record
AUGCGUCUGUUAAACACAAGAACUCUGAAGCUACAAGAGUUUGCCUCUCAUGCACCUGCCUAUGCUAUUCUAUCACAUACAUGGGGCUCGGAAGAGGUAGUGUAUCAAGAAAUGGUCCACGACAGUCCUCAGACUCAGCUCAAAGAGGGUUACAGGAAAAUUGCAGGGUGCUGCAAGUUAGCUCUCAGCCAUGGAUUCGAUUGGGUGUGGGUUGACACCUGUUGCAUUGACAAGUCCUCAAGCGCAGAGCUUUCCGAGGCUAUCAACUCCAUGUUUCAAUGGUAUCAGCAAGCUAGCAUCUGCUUCGCAUACUUGGCGGACGUUCCAUAUUUUGUCGAGGCACCGUUUUUAAAGAUGAUGACUUCGAAAAUGUUUGCUGGGGACGAGUUUUCGGCCCUGAAGAACGGAUGGGGCUCUUUCACGUCCAGUCGCUGGUUCUCCCGAGGAUGGACACUCCAGGAGUUGUUAGCCCCUCGUCUAGUAUCAUUUCACGCCUCCGACUGGUCCCUGAUAGGUACGAAACAUGACCUUGCGAGCUUACUGGAAGAUGUCACCCAGAUCAGUCAACUGGCCCUGGAGGGCAAUUCGUUGAAAGGUUUUUCUGUUCGGACAAGGAUGCAAUGGGCGGCUGGAAGAACUACAACUCGCACCGAAGACAUGGCUUACUGUUUGCUUGGCAUAUUUGAUAUAAAUAUGCCGUUGCUUUACGGAGAAGGAAACCGUGCUUUUCAACGCCUACAGGAAGAAAUCUUUAACCAGACGGAGGAUUACAGCUUGUUGCUAUGGUCUUCAUUCCUCUUUCCAAACAUAGGAGCAAGGGAUACAUCAGUUUUUGCUGCGGAGCCAAAGGAUUUCACGGACUUGAGAUUUAGUCGCCGGUUUUGCCCUACAUUGGAGGUGGAAAAUAUUCCGAAAGGCCUCAUUUUUCAGCAUACAUUCAAGCUAUUCGACAAACCGGAAAAUAUCCUGAUACCAAAUCGAAAGCUGAUAGAAGACAACAUUUACCAAGACGACAACCCAACCUAUUCUGACAUCGAGGGACGAACUCACAUCUUCGCCUUUGACUCUCCGAUAAUGUCUGCUCGCGGCAUCUUAAUCACAAUGCUGCUUAACAUGCUUCCUAGCGUGGUAUCUGAUGAACACGAAUGGCUUGCUUGGACAUCUUUAAAUAUUAGGUUUGGCGAUUUGAGUUACGGAAUUUGCAUAGGGCUGAAAAAGGAAGGCAAGGCUCUGGAAAAGGGCACAAAAGCUGCUAGAAUGCGGCCCCAAUGGCUUUACUUGGUUCCAGAAAACAUGCUGCAACAAUUUGAACCAAGUUCUAUAUAUCUUCGGGCGACUCCCUCCACCGUCGAAAACAAUAGUAGUCAAUCAAUACCAACAGCAUCGAAUAUUUGGUAUGGAAGGGGAGAGGUAGAAUUCGACUAUAUUGGCACAAACGUUCCUGAGAAAAUCAUACGCGCCUACCCCAGCUCAGCCUUUAAAGGAUCAUGGCGAGCAAAACUACCUUACGCUUUUUCUUUUACCGGUAAUGGUUCCAAUUUAUUGCAGCCACUCGGUUUUGAUUGCGUUUGGGCUUUCAUUAUAGAAUUUGGUGAGAGAAAAGGACUGGGCGCGUUGCCAAGUAUUGUUUUACUAGUUGGCAUCGAGUUGGAAACGAUGCCAGGCAGACUAUAUCAGACUCCCGAUGGAUCACAUCUAAUUUCCAUGGAAGAUUGGACAAAGUUAAGGGGAUGGCACUGCGACCUGGUUCCAGUACCAAAAACCGAGACCAUUGAUACAAUGCAUGCACAGCUCGGCUGCCAGGAAGGAUUUCUGCAGAGCUUGUCGUCUAACUUAUCAGGGCCGGUUGCAAUUAUUCAGUCGGGGUCCAGGAUUGUUGGUGCGGUCGCAAGCGCAGAUGGAAAUCGUCUGAAGGUUAAAAUUACGGUAUAUACAAAGAGUACAAAGAGUAGGGAGGAAGGCGUUCUAGAGUAG